AUGUACUGGCUCUCGCUUUUCAGUAUUAUAGCACUUGGGAUCACGACUAACGGGGCACCAUAUCAGAUUAAGUUAUUGAAUUUGCUUAAUGAUGGUGGUGUACGAUCUCUUUUUGAAGUGGACUCAAUGAUCGAGGUUCCUGAAUUUGAAAUUACUUCACCAGCCCAAGUGUCGAGUAACAGAGCCACGCGUUCGCUCCCUUUACACCGCUACCAAAGACGCUUUACGCGCUCUCCUGAGUUGCGAGAUAUUGAUCCGUACCCACAAACCACCGAACUUACUUUUAACGCGUUUGGCAUUAACUUCCAUUUGAACUUGACGAAGAGUUCGUUUAUAGCACCGGACAUGGUGUUGCAAAGAGGACCGGGUGGCCGUGUGAUUAAUCCAGUAGAUUCCUGCUAUUACCAAGGCAAUAUCAUUGGAUAUGAAAAACAGAACAUUGUAACUGUCAGUACGUGUAAUGCUGAAGUAACGACGUCUUUAUCCCGGCAUAAACGCGGCAUCAGGAACCUUGAUGCGAUCACAACCCAGACUAUUGAGCUGGUAGUGAUGGUUGACUCAACAGUUUACGAAUAUUUCGAUUCAAGUGAUACUUUGGUUCAGGAUUUCGUCUUAAGCUUCGUGAAUGCGUUGGACCUGCUGCUGCGGAAUCCUGGUCUCGGCGCCUAUGACCUUAAUUUGAAACUGCUCGGCAUUCAUUUCUUUCACGAUUCCGGAGAACUUGAGGAUCCAGAAGAAGUGACCAGUCAAACGAACCAAUGUGAUAGCGGUGAAGGAUGUAUUGGUGAGCUCAGCCUCAUGAAGGAUCUAUGGGAACGAGUAAAUGAGGGCUAUCAAGCGGACCAUGGAAUAUACCUUACCAAACGCAAGCUAUGUUUUGCUGAUAUGACAGGCUGCCAGCAGUCUGGAUAUGCUCCACUGGGUGGAAUGUGCGGAGGAAGAUCAUCACUUAGCGUUGCCAGGGCUGAUGGUCUUCAAGCAACUAGUGAAGAGGCACAUGAAUUAGGGCACAACCUAGGUAUAGUCCACGAUGGCGAAGCAAGUGGGGGAUGCUACGAUUCGAUGCAUAACAAAAGGGUGCUGAAUAAAAAGCGCUAUAUUUAA
Messenger RNA from Anneissia japonica, 1104 nucleotides. RefSeq names its product A disintegrin and metalloproteinase with thrombospondin motifs 2-like. Gene Ontology annotation, biological process: proteolysis. Lineage: Eukaryota; Metazoa; Echinodermata; Crinoidea; Comatulida; Comatulidae. Gene Ontology annotation, molecular function: metalloendopeptidase activity. Bases 1 to 1104 code for a protein of 367 amino acids. The record is from RefSeq and is a predicted model, not a curated record. The transcript has 9 exons.